AUUCUCCUUCUAUACUUGUCAAAUCUUUUCUUCUCUUCUCUUCUUUCUCUCGUUUCUGUUCUCUUCUUGGUAUCAAUUAAUUUCUGCUCUUCUCUUCUUCCUCUCAUUUCUGUUGUUGCCGUGUUCAUUAAUGUCAAACUUCUCGGAAUCGACGAACUCGUCAAUGUCACCUUGCGUUGCUGCUCGAAUCUGUAAGUGUGGUGUUUCUCCAAAGUUGAAUACUUCUUGGACCCAAUUAAACCCAGGUCGUAGGUUUUUUGCUUGCAAAAUCGGAAAGAAAAAGGGUGGAUGUGAUUAUUUCUGUUGGUAUGACGAUGAGAUGCCUACUCAAGCGAAGAAUAUAAUUUGGGGUUUAUUAAAGAGAGUCAAAGCUUUUGAAGAGGAGAAAGUUCGAGCAAAAAGAAGACGGAUCCUUUUGACGAUUGUUGUUGUAUUGUUGGUCGUUUUAUGGAAACUGUAUGACUAAUGAAUUUUGGUUGACUGAUGAGCAAAAAGA
This is a messenger RNA of Nicotiana tabacum (common tobacco), 496 nucleotides long. NCBI's taxonomy places the organism in Eukaryota, Viridiplantae, Streptophyta, Magnoliopsida, Solanales, Solanaceae. The record is from RefSeq and is a predicted model, not a curated record.